GUUUGGAUGGGCAGGGUCUCCCCCAUGCUACGCGUUAUUUGGACGUGCCAUUUUGGCUGAUGGCCGCAAAUUCGCCUGCAACAGUGUCGGAGUCGGAGAACACAGAGCUUUUUUUUCCUUAUGAAUGAGUAGACGAUCACAUAUUGGUAGAACCAGACGUCGACGGAAGAUUGCAGCUCUCAGAAGCAACCUUGAGGCAUGUCAUGCUAGCAGUUCUGGGGCCACAAUCGAUUAACGAGUCAAAAUUCUCGAGUUGGAGCUCAGAGCUAUGCAUUGGGUCUUUUGUGGAAUACGCUUCGGCGAACGGUAUCAAUACAAAAUUACCAAAGCUCUUCAGCGUGUUAUGAAAUUGAUCGAACGAGGGACGGCGUCGAAGACUGAAUUUCAUCAGGUUUUGGGGUCGCUUCGUCACAUUUCACUGUGCUUGCCGACUGCGCGUCCAUUCUAUCAACGACUUCAACGCCAAUGUACGAGUGCCCCUCGUUUUGGUAGAGUACGUUUAUCCGACGGGGCCAAAGACAUCGUAAUUUGGUUCCGACAGACACUGCAACAUGGUUGUCUUGCUGAAUUACUGCUAUCUAUGUUCAGCAGCAUGCCAGCACCUGACGUGGAAUUGUUCAUGGACGCAUCGAAUGAAGGAAUAGCUGUACUUAAUCCCGCCAUGGACCAAUUCAUUCAGCUCAAAUUCGACAAAGAUGAACUCGCUUCGAUAAAUUAAGCAGAUUCGAAGUUUUCGAUCAAUGUACGAGAACAUUUGUGUAUGGCGUUGGCCAUUUGGGUGUUAUAGGGCCGAUGUGGAAUAACCAAGCCAAUGGUAGCUUGAUCCUCAUCAAGUACUGGAGUGACAACAAAGCUGCUGGAGCGGUCUGGGUCUAGGUGGUGCUGUCCAGUACUGGCAGCGUGGUUUUUAGUCAGCCACCGCAAAACCCUUGGCGUCGUACCAGAGUCACAAUUGUGCAGAAUCGACUCGUCAACCAACUUGCAGGUGCGCGACGUGGUUAAAGUAAAUAAGAUGGCGGCAGCUAAGGCUGGGUAUCACCCUAAACGAUUUGGGUCUCAUU
Phytophthora nicotianae INRA-310 is the source of this 1061-nucleotide messenger RNA. RefSeq lists its product as hypothetical. The transcript has a single exon. The record is from RefSeq and is a predicted model, not a curated record. The coding region runs from base 269 to 718 and encodes 149 amino acids. NCBI's taxonomy places the organism in Eukaryota, Oomycota, Peronosporomycetes, Peronosporales, Peronosporaceae.